Molecule: messenger RNA, 1023 nt
Organism: Saccharomyces mikatae IFO 1815
Lineage: Eukaryota; Fungi; Ascomycota; Saccharomycetes; Saccharomycetales; Saccharomycetaceae
Gene: ADO1
Product: adenosine kinase
Exons: 1
Coding region: 1-1023 (340 amino acids)
Biological process (GO): purine ribonucleoside salvage
Cellular component (GO): nucleus; cytosol
Molecular function (GO): adenosine kinase activity
Source: RefSeq, a predicted model, not a curated record
AUGUCCGCACCAUUGGUAGUAUUGGGUAACCCACUUCUAGAUUUUCAAGCCGACGUGACGGCUGAAUACUUGGCGAAAUAUUCUUUGAAGGCCAACGAUGCCAUUUUGGUGGAUGCCAAGUCAGGUGACGCUAAGAUGGCUAUUUUUGACGAGCUCUUGCAGAUGCCAGAAACAAAACUUGUUGCUGGUGGUGCUGCUCAAAACACUGCCAGAGGAGCUGCCUACGUUUUGGGCGCUGGUCAGGUUGUCUACUUCGGUUCCGUCGGUAAGGAUAAGUUCAGCGAGAAAUUGCUUAACGAAAAUGAAAAGGCAGGUGUCAAGUCUAUGUACCAAGUCCAAAGUGACAUCGGUACUGGAAAGUGUGCAGCUUUGAUCACUGGCCAUAACAGGUCGUUAGUCACAGACCUGGGAGCUGCUAAUUUCUUUACACCGGAUCACUUAGACAAGCAUUGGGACUUGGUUGAAGCCGCUAAGCUCUUCUACGUCGGUGGGUUCCACUUGACCGUGUCUCCAGAUGCUAUUGUUAAGUUGGGAGAACAUGCCAAGAAGAACAACAAGCCUCUUGUUUUGAACUUUAGUGCUCCUUUUAUUCCUCAUGUUUUCAAAGACGCAUUGGCCAGAGUUCUGCCUUACGCUACUAUUAUCAUUGCUAACGAGUCCGAAGCUGAAGCCUUUUGCGAUGCCUUCCAAUUGGACUGUGCAAACACUGAUUUGGAAGCCAUUGCUCAAAGAAUUGUCAAGGACUCUCCAGUUGAAAAAACUGUCAUCUUCACCCACGGUGUCGAGCCAACAGUCGUUGUAUCCUCCAAGGGUACCAGCGUUUACCCUGUCAAGUCUUUGGACUCCUCCAAUGUUGUCGACACUAACGGUGCUGGUGAUGCCUUUGCCGGUGGGUUCAUGGCUGGGUUGACUAAAGGAGAAGAUUUAGAAACUUCCAUCGACAUGGGUCAAUGGUUAGCUGCUUUGUCCAUUCAAGAAGUUGGUCCUUCUUACCCUUCCAAGCAAAUAUUUUAUUCUAAAUAA